This is a messenger RNA of Bombina bombina (fire-bellied toad), 2761 nucleotides long. It is a transcript of the gene USP49, whose product is annotated as ubiquitin specific peptidase 49. Gene Ontology annotation, cellular component: cytoplasm. NCBI's taxonomy places the organism in Eukaryota, Metazoa, Chordata, Amphibia, Anura, Bombinatoridae. Gene Ontology annotation, biological process: protein deubiquitination. The record is from RefSeq and is a predicted model, not a curated record. Gene Ontology annotation, molecular function: zinc ion binding; cysteine-type deubiquitinase activity. The transcript is spliced from 7 exons. Bases 280 to 2250 code for a protein of 656 amino acids.
GAGGAAUAAAGAGCGGGAGCAGCGAAGACAUGAGGUGGAGACACCGUGGAGGCGGAGGAGGGGCGGGGAUCCCGGGAAAACAUACUGGAGUGACCUAUCCUCUUCCGUGAAUUGGAAAUCCUGUUUGUUCCCUGUUCUAGAUUGGGAAGUUGCUGUUUAUGUCCAUCUGGAUUGUGAUUGGCUGACAUGGAGCAGGUCCAGUCUCUGCUGUUCUCGUUUCUGCGAGGAACUAAAUCUGCAAAUAGGAACAGAUCGUCUUCUGAGAACUUCCUUUGAAUCAUGGAUCGAUGUAAGCAUGUAGGACGCCUGCGCCUGGCCCAGGAUCAUUCCAUACUGAAUCCACAGAAAUGGCGCUGUGUUGAUUGUGACACACGAGAGUCCAUAUGGGCAUGCCUAAAAUGCUCUCAUGUAGCAUGUGGACGAUACAUUGAAGAGCAUGCCUUGCGCCACUUUCAAGAGAGUAGUCACCCACUAGUUAUGGAGGUACAUGAACUCUAUGUGUUUUGCUAUCUGUGCCAGGACUAUGUAUUAAAUGACAAUGCGGAGGGUGACUUAAAAUUAUUAAGGAGUACCCUUUCUGCAGUACGAAAUCAGAGGCAGGAAGCAUCCAACCGCAGGAGUUUGAGGUCACAAACUAUAGUAAAUGAGGGUAGUGGCCCAACGAUGCUUACUGCUCUGCGGCACCGUCGACAAGCCCUUCUGGCCAAAGCUCUGCGACUUUGGUUUGAAAAGAGCUCAAGAGGGCAGGUGAAAAAGGAGGAGAGAAAACAGAGACUUGAACUAGAAAGGAGAAAAGAAGAGACUAGGCUAAGGAGACAGGAAAUGAAACGACGACUUUUGGAAGAGCUGGCAAACACACCUCCUAGAAAAAGUGCCCGUUUAUUAUCCCAUGCACACAGGGAUAGCCUGAUCCCACGUAAGUUCAGGGACAUGACGUCCAGCAGUGCUACGUCUCAGCGGGAAGCUCGCCGAAGAUUUAAUCAGCUGUACUCAAUCAAGCCCAAGGUGACCCCAGGGGUGACUGGCCUCCGCAACCUUGGAAACACCUGUUAUAUGAACUCCAUUCUGCAAGUUUUGAGCCACUUGCAAAAGUUCAGGGAGUGCUUCCUCACUUUGGACACUAGUGAAAAAGAAGAACUACUGGCAAAAACCGGUACCAACGGCAAUCUCCUUGUGGGUGACAGGGUUGUUGGUAGCCUUCCACAAGGGGGACUGGGUCUAUAUGGGAAAUCAUCUAUUGGUAAACUGGAACUGAUACAACCAAAGGAACCCAGCACAAAGCAUUUGUCCCUUUGCCAUGAGUUGCACACCCUGUUCCGUGUGAUGUGGUCAGGGAAAUGGGCGCUGGUUUCGCCCUUUGCCAUGCUACAUUCUGUUUGGAGCCUGAUCCCAGCCUUCAGGGGCUAUGAUCAGCAAGAUGCCCAGGAAUUUCUUUGUGAGCUGUUGGAUAAGGUGCAACAGGAGCUAGAAUCUGAGGGAAGCAAGCACAGGAUUCUUAUUCCCAUAUCACAAAGGAAGCUCACCAAACAAGUCCUGAAGGUGGUAAAUACCAUCUUUCAUGGGCAACUGCUUAGCCAGGUUACCUGUCUAACUUGCAGCUACAAGUCUGACACUGUGGAACCCUUCUGGGAUCUCUCCUUAGAGUUUCCUGAACGUUAUCACUCCCUAGAGAAGGGGAUUGCUCCAGUCACCAUCACAGAGUGCACUCUUACAGAAAUGUUGGCAAAGUUCACAGAGACAGAGGCCCUGGAGGGAAGAAUCUACGCCUGUGAUCAGUGCAACAGUAGGAGGCGGAAAUCCUCUCCAAAACCGCUACUACUAAGUGAAGCAAAGAAGCAGCUCAUGAUAUUCAGACUACCUCAGGUUCUGCGACUCCAUCUCAAGCGCUUCAGGGUACUCUGCACUUUGGAUACUAAAAACAAGUUGCGGGAAACUCCCGCGGCCAAUGCAGCUAAUAUGGACUUCCAGCUUGAGCAGGCAAAAACCAGGCUGUGCGCCACAGUAAAGCGAAUAACCCUCCAGAGACACAAGGGGUUCUGGGUUCAUUGUAAUGAUUCCAAACUAAAUAUGUGCUCAGUGGAGGAGGUGUGCAGGACACAAGCUUAUAUUCUAUUCUACACUCAAAGGAGCAACACACAAAGUGAUGUGCUAGGUGGCAACACACAGAGCAAUGCAGGGAUUCCUGACCUCUCUCUCUCAGCUCAGGCUCCGUCCUCUCAAGAGCGCAACAGGCGGAUCACCAUUCCCUGACACUGUGGCAGGAACGCAAGCACCAUUGUGAACCAGUUUGUUUCAAUUAAUGGAUAUAUAUAUUUUUAUUUCUUAGUUAUGUUCCUGUCUUUUUCAAAGUAGCAUCAAUAAACAUUUUUGAACAGUCUUCACAGUUGUCUAGGAGGGAUGGCCAUUGUGAUAGAUCAGGGAAGAGGGGAUUAUUUACAGUGAAAUAUGCGCCAUCCUCCAUUUCCAUAUCUACAGUGUCUGCUAAUAACGGUUAACAGGAGCAGUGGAUUCUCUAGAUUGGUUUAUUAGUGUACACCUGUUGGAAUAUACCCACCUAACUCGCCAAUUCUGAACCAUUACUGGUGCAAGUAAGAGACGUAAACAUAUUGGGAACUGUUUUGGGCCUUAAGAUGAAGCAGUAUUGAAUGACCUUUCUCAAUCAGUUAAUUUCGUUUUUGAACCUCUGUGUUUUUUUUCCUGUUCCACCUACUUUGUUACCUUGACCAUGUUUUUAUUAUUGAUGUGAACAAGGAUGACUUCA